AUGGAGAUCGUCAACAAUAAAACCCUGCCGGAGUUGGCCUGGCUUCUUGUUGGGCCUCUAGUACUCUUUUAUAUAUUCAAGGUGUUCAUCUACAACGUAUACUUCCAUCCCCUGCGCAAGUUCCCUGGCCCUUGGAUAAACAAAAUUAGCAUUAUCCCCCAUCUAUACACGGUUUUCCAGGGUAAACAAUCCUUCGAACUCCUCAAGCUCCACCGCAAAUACGGCCAUGUUGUUCGCUACGGACCAAAUGAACUCAGCUUCAGCUCAGCCCGUGCUUGGAAAGACAUCUACGGCUCCCGCCCAGGCCACCAAACCUUUACCAAAGGCACCUGGUACGAUGGUCUAAGCAUCUUUGCAGCCCAAGACGUACGCUCCAUCAUCACGGAGCGUGACCCCGCGAAACACGCCGCGAUUGCUCGGACAUUCGGGGGUGCCUUCUCACGUUCCUUUUUGAACGAGAUGGAGCCUAUGAUCAAUGACUACAUCGACCGCUUCAUCCAGCACGUCAAGUCCAAGACGGCCAACGGCGGCGUCGUGGACCUAACUUUCGGCUACAGCUCCAUGACAUUCGACAUCAUCGGCGACCUGGCUUUUGGACAAGACUUUGGCGCCAUCGGGAGGGAAACCAUCCACCCAUUCAUCCUCGAACUCAACGAAUCCUUGACAUUCACCAGCUUCCACGAGGCGAUUCAGCAAUUCCCGGCUUUGGGCCCCAUCGCUCGCUUCUUCUUCCGGGAAAAGGUUAACAAGCUCGAAGAGACCGCGCGGAAGGGAGGCGAAUUCGCUCUCCAGGUUAUGAAGAAGCGCGUCGCGGAGCAUGACACAACGUCGCGCAAAGACUUCUUGACUAAGGUAUUAGAGCAGCGCGCCAGUUCCAAGGUACAGAUCUCGGAGAUCCAGCUCGCUGCGCAAUCAUGGGACUUUAUCGGCGCAGGCACAGAGACGACAGCUUCGGUUAUGACAUCCACGACGUACUACCUACUCCGAGACAAGAAGCUUCUUGCCGAACUCACGGCCGAGAUUCGCGCGGCUUUCCCUAACGCUGAUGCGAUUACGAAUGCGUCCACCGAAAAGCUAGAACUUCUCCAUCGCGUGUGCCUUGAGGGCUUGCGUCUUCCGACGGGAGCACCACCCAUCCUACCGCGUCUAGUUCCCAAGGGCGGUGACACCGUCGAUGGUCAUUUCAUUCCGGGAGGCACUCCAGUUACCAUCGCCCCUAUGGUUGCAGCACUCGACCCGCUUAAUUUCAAGGAUCCUCUGGAGUUCAAGCCGGAGCGGUGGUUGGGCAAGAGCGGUGACAUUUUGGAAGCGAGCCAGCCCUUUUCGUACGGUACCCGCGCAUGUGCAGGAAAAGCCAUCGCGUUGAUGGAAGUCCGUGUUACAAUCGCCAAGAUGCUCUACACGUUCGACAUGGAACUGGAGAACCCUGACUUGGAGUGGACCGGCAACGAUUUCAACAACCUGCUGCAGUAUGGUCUGUGGGUCAGGCCACUCCUGAACGUCAAGGCCCGUGUGGCUAGUAAAUGA
This is a messenger RNA of Bipolaris victoriae FI3, 1527 nucleotides long. RefSeq lists its product as hypothetical. Lineage: Eukaryota; Fungi; Ascomycota; Dothideomycetes; Pleosporales; Pleosporaceae. The record is from RefSeq and is a predicted model, not a curated record. The transcript is spliced from 4 exons. Bases 1 to 1527 code for a protein of 508 amino acids. Gene Ontology annotation, molecular function: monooxygenase activity; heme binding; oxidoreductase activity, acting on paired donors, with incorporation or reduction of molecular oxygen.